ACCUUGGCAUUGUAAGAGUUCCUGGUGUUGGGCUUCUCUACACAGAACUGACUCAUGGAAUUCCAGCUAUAUUUUCUCACUUCCUCACCAACCUUCCAGCCAUACACUCUGUAUUAGUUUUUGUCUCUGUUAAAUACUUGGCAGUGAACAAAGUCCCAGCUGCUGAAAGGUUUUCACUUAGGCGGGUGGGACCCAAAGAUUACAAGAUGUAUAGAUGCAUAGCGAGGUAUGGAUAUCGCGAAAGGAGAGUAGGGAAUGAAGAAUUUGAGAAUUUGUUGAUGGAGCACCUCAAGUCAUUCAUCAGAAUGGAGUAUCUKGAAGGACUUGACCAGGAUGACAAAAUUGCAGCAGUCCCAGACAGAGGARGAGAAGAAGAGAUCCAAUUCUUGGAAAAAUCAAGAAGCUCUGGAGUAGUGUACUUGUUAGGACACAGCGAGGUCAGGGCUAGUAAGGAUUCUUGUAUGCUGAAGAGGGUGGUGGUAGAUUAUKUAUAUGAUUUCCUCCGAAGGAACUUCAGGCAAGGAUUCGUGGACCUGCAGAUUCCAAACAAGAAUUUGCUACAGGUGGGCAUGAAUUACCAUGUAUGACUCAAUUUUGAAAUGAAAUGCUGCUCAUAAACGUCAGUGGAGAA
Molecule: messenger RNA, 631 nt
Organism: Nelumbo nucifera (sacred lotus)
Lineage: Eukaryota; Viridiplantae; Streptophyta; Magnoliopsida; Proteales; Nelumbonaceae
Source: RefSeq, a predicted model, not a curated record